GGCGGCGCUCCCGAGAACCGCCCGGUGGCGAAGAACCUGGACUGUGAACCCUGGGUCAGAGAGAAAGUGCUCUUUCUUCUGCACCCGGAGAGAUGGUUGGGGACUCGAGGGGACUCUGCGCGGGAAGAAGUGGCCGGUGGGGAGGACCUUAUCCAGGAGGCCGGAGACGAUCGGGAAGCCGACCGCCCUUCCCUGUUUCCAGGAAAAAAGGGCAUUUCUGGCAGCCAUGGAGACGCUCCCUUCGGAGCCCCGCCGCGGGACCCCGCAACUCCGCCCAAGCCCGUGCUCGUGCGGAUUGUGGACUAUCAGGUGACAGAGGAAGUCCUGUGGACCGCUUGGACUCAGGGUCGCAUGACCCGGCGCACCGAGGAGCACUCCAUGACCGCGGUCACUUUUCGCACCAAUAGGGAGUGAAGCAGACUGUGGGGCGCCGGCCCCGCCCCCCGUCCGAGAACCCCGGGCUCUUCUCGGCGUGGGGAGAGGCACCCCACGGUCCCCGAGGACUUGAUUGCCCGAGGAUAUGAAACGGGAAAGGGGAGCCUAAGGAAUGUUGCGGGCGGGGGGAUGAGCAAAUAAUCCUUAAGAAAAGACAAAUUCUCUCCCGGGAACGCCAACCUGUUGUUAAUCAACGGGAGGACUUUUUAAAAGGCUGGGACGGCGCUUCAGGGAGGCGGACGACACCGCAAAGAACCAAAUGAAGAACUGUGAGCAACAUGAUACCUCCUUUGUGUCUUAAAUACUGUGACGGCCUGGGGACCUGAGUCCUUGAGAAGAGGGGCAGGAAAGGUAUUUUCAGAUCGGUAAAAUGAGAGCCUUUUGAAAUAAGAAAAUGUGUUCAGUGUCAUUUUGCACUACGUCUCAGUUGAUCUCUUUGCUGCCUCCGCUCUUUAAGAACUAAAAUCAGAAGUGAAGUUUGAGGUCGCUCUCUGCAAAGGGGGUGGGAGUAGAUGAGAGAGGCUUGUUUUAAAGCCGAAAAGAAGGUAGAAAGCAAUGGGAAAAUUAAGGCAGC
Messenger RNA from Suricata suricatta (meerkat), 1009 nucleotides. RefSeq names its product chromosome unknown C6orf141 homolog (gene CUNH6orf141). The record is from RefSeq and is a predicted model, not a curated record. The annotation marks the transcript as partial. The transcript has a single exon. NCBI's taxonomy places the organism in Eukaryota, Metazoa, Chordata, Mammalia, Carnivora, Herpestidae.